This is a messenger RNA of Neoarius graeffei (lesser salmon catfish), 950 nucleotides long. RefSeq names its product proteasome 20S subunit beta 7 (gene psmb7). Lineage: Eukaryota; Metazoa; Chordata; Actinopteri; Siluriformes; Ariidae. Gene Ontology annotation, cellular component: proteasome core complex. Bases 48 to 881 code for a protein of 277 amino acids. The transcript is spliced from 8 exons. The record is from RefSeq and is a predicted model, not a curated record. Gene Ontology annotation, molecular function: threonine-type endopeptidase activity.
ACUGAGCUAUAGCGCCGGGCCUUUUCCGGGAAAUAAGAGUUUCGGUCAUGGCGACAGCGUGUGUAUGUCAGCCUCAGUUCGGAGGUUUCAGUUUCGAAAACUGUAAGAGGAAUGCUCAACUAGAAAGUAAUGCUGCUAAACUUGGAAGCAGCCUCCCCGCUGCACGCAAAACUGGCACAACUAUCUGUGGGGUUGUGUAUAAGGAUGGCGUGGUUCUGGGAGCUGAUACAAGAGCAACUGAAGGAAUGGUUGUAGCAGAUAAGAACUGCUCUAAGAUCCACUACAUCUCUCCUAACAUCUACUGUUGCGGAGCUGGUACAGCAGCAGACACUGAGAUGACUACUCAGCUAAUCUCCUCAAAUCUGGAGCUGCAUUCUCUCUCCACCAACCGCCUUCCAAGAGUUGCCACAGCCAAUCGCAUGCUCAAACAGAUGCUCUUCAGAUACCAGGGCUAUAUUGGAGCAGCGCUGGUGUUGGGUGGGGUUGACUGCAAUGGUCCCCACCUGUACAGCAUCUACCCUCAUGGCUCAACAGACAAGCUACCCUAUGUUACCAUGGGCUCUGGAUCUCUAGCUGCUAUGGCUGUGUUUGAAGAUCGAUACAAGCCUGAUAUGGAGGAGGAAGAGGCAAAGCUCCUGGUGCGUGAUGCAAUAGCAGCUGGUAUAUUCAACGAUCUGGGCUCAGGUAGUAACAUUGACUUGUGUGUGAUCACCAAAGGCAAGGUGGAUUACCUGAGACCACAUGAUGAAGCCAAUAAGAAGGGCAUCAGAGCUGGUGACUAUAAAUACAAGCAAGGCACUACAAGUGUUCUGACAAAGUCAGUGACCCCAGUCCAGAUGGAGGUCGUGGAAGAGAGUGUGCAGACCAUGGACACCUCCUGAAGACAUUUUUCUUUUAUCUCUUAUGUGGCAAUGUUACUCCACUGUUUACAAUAAAAUGUGUUGUGAAAA